This is a messenger RNA of Nematostella vectensis (starlet sea anemone), 2851 nucleotides long. RefSeq lists its product as uncharacterized. The record is from RefSeq and is a predicted model, not a curated record. The transcript has a single exon. Bases 554 to 2332 code for a protein of 592 amino acids. NCBI's taxonomy places the organism in Eukaryota, Metazoa, Cnidaria, Anthozoa, Actiniaria, Edwardsiidae.
GCCCACAAAGGAACUGUUGGUCCUAAUUGAUGCAAUUAGGAACAACAGUUCCUUUUUUGACGCGUUCCCAAUUGAGGACCACCACUCAAAAAGAACAAAAGUUCCUGUUUGCUACGGUUAAUAGACUUAAAAGGGAACGCCUGUUCCUAAGUGGUUAAAAGUAUAGGAACAGUGGGACCGAUUUGGCCUAAAUGGUGCCGUUUCUUUGCGAAAAGGAACAACAAAAGGGCCACAAUGGACCGAAGUGGGGUGUUCCCUUUUUCGAAAACAUGAACAAAAGUUCCGCAUCUAUGGUUUUGUUUCUCAAUCUCUAAAGAUAUGAUCUUUCAAAGCGAUGCCUAGACUCGCACAAGCUGUGCAAAAGCAAGGGCAUGCCGAGGCUUGCUUGGGCAUGCCAUUUUGGUUUAUCGUGCCCAACCAAUAGACUGCUGCCACUAUUUCGAGGCUGUCGCGUGGCAGUGAUUGAUUGGCUCUUUUCACUUAUUUGAUAGCAUUAAACAUGCGGUACGCCGCAUACGUUUCUCAUUCUCGCAUUAACCGUUGCUGACAAGAGAUGGUAAAGCAGGGUAAUGUGAUAAACUGGUCGCCUUUUCCAAAUGCUGCGAAGAAACCAAAAAGAAUGCACUUAGAAGAAGACGAAAAUGACGGGCUGUUUCAUUGCCCUGUACCAGACUGCCAUAACGAUGGGUUUGGAACUCAAAGAGGGUGUAGAAAACACGUCAAGAAAAAGCACCCAUGGUUUUAUUACUUUGAUGAGAAACCCAGCGACUCAGACAUCGAAGCUUCCCGAAGCCAAAUGGAAAAGGAGAAGGGGCAACGACGUUCAAGUAAUGGCGUCCCAUCGUUUGACAUGUCUUGCACGUUUGCUGAGCAAUUUACCGCGUGGCUCAAGGGCAGUGGUGGGGGCUGCAAAAGUGAUCGACAAGCGCAGCAACUGGUUAGCAAAUGCUUGAAGUUUCUGAAAUUUUGCAGCGAGGACGAGGAUCAUCUCACAUUAGAUAUUGUGGACUUUUGCUUGUGUUCGCCUAAUCUACUUUUCAAGUUUGCCGAUUCAAUGCAGAGCGAGUGGCAGUUGGGUCAUGCCGGUCGAAUCGGAUACCUGGACGCCAUUGCAGAACUAGUGGCCUACAGGAAAGUAAACGGAGUAUCGGAAGCGGUGCUUAGAGGGCUGUCUACGACGGACACAUACUUGAAAAAGGUGCGUAAGACCGUCUCAAAAAUGAUGCGACUACAGUGGACUAGCGAUUUAGACAUCGAUGUGCUAGAGGCCAAAGGGCACUGGGCAACCAUGGACGAGCUCCUUGGUGUGGUGUCUCGCUACUUGCCCCGCUACGAGGCCGUGCUGAGAACGUGCAAGGACACGCCCGACAGGGCGUCUCCGUUUGAUCUGUCGUUUGCCACUAAAUUUCUCGCCGUUUAUCUGUUUAUCCAAGUCAAGGGCUCGCGGCCAAUGACGUAUCAGUAUCUGACUGUGGACAUGGUGCGCACUGCCAAGACUAACGGAGGUUUUGUCGACCAGAAAAUGUUCAAAACAGCGGGCAAGUACGGCUUCGACUCGCUCCUUCUGACCGACACAAACAUGAGUGUGCUCGAGGGAUACAUAACCUACAUUCGCCCGCUACUCAAACCCAAGUGUGAGUACGUCCUAGUUACGAGAAACGGGGGUCAGCACAACAAGCUCGGUGAGCUGAUGAGCAAACUUGUGUUUGAAGCGACUGGCAAGUAUGUUCACCCCACACGAUACCGACAAAUCGUCGAGACGUCUAGCUGCAAAGUGCUAAAAAGUGCCGAUCGAAGCGCCAUCUCUGAAGAUCAGAAGCACAGCUCGAACGUCGCCAAAGUGCACUAUCGCAAGCAGCGUUCACGCGAAGUCGCCACAAAGGCGCGCGAAUGCCUCGAAAAACUACACGGCGACAGUGGCACCAAGCUGGACAAAGAAGUUCUAACGAGGCUCUCCGACCUUUCAAACUCUUCAGAGGAUCAAGACGACUGCACGAAGUCGUGCUCUUCAACGGACGAAGUUCAAGAAAUCUCCACACCGCCAGCAGCGAGAAUGAAGCCUUCAGCCCGAAAACUACCGGCAAAGCAGAAGCGCGAAGACGCUUUUUUGAUGACAGAACUGUGCCCGGCUCGCAGAAAAUCGCUCCUAUUUAUGCCCGAAGAGGACAAGUAUCUUAAAGUUGGUCUCAAAAGAUACGGGUUCGGACAGUGGACUUCGAUCUUAAGAGACCCCGACUUCCAUUUCCAAAAAGGGAGGAGCCCCAACUCGUUGCUCAAUCGAGCAAACAGAAAAUACACCACCAUAGAUAACCACUUAGACAGGAAAGGCUAGGUGGGACAUGAUGUACUUACAGUCAUUCUAAUUUUGGCGUUUCGACAUGUUUCUUUGUAUUUAGUAAAACUGAAUAUAUCACGCCACAAGAUCGGACUAACAAGCGUCUUACAAAGUGUGCAUUACGAAUACCCUUAAUUGUAUUUGUGUAGGUAAAAUACCUUUAAUCUCUUAAGUAAUCUUGACAAUUGGUAUCAUUACGUAGCGUUGUGCGUAUAUGCGGGCACACGACUUUAUUCAGACUUUAUGGCGACUUUGUUAUACAGAGUAUCAGGAAGAAUAUCGUGUUUACAGAACAUAAAAAAAGAUUACAUUUGGCUGAGAAAACCGUCCAGUCUUGUUUGCCUUUUGUCUGUCGGUUGCGGUUUACGAAACUUGAGUCGGUUGCGUCGCCCCUUUGGAGUCUGGGUGAGGGAACGGCGCUUGGCCAGUGUAGUGAAUGCCAUCAAUUCUAUCCCUGGUGAUUCCCAUCUGUUUGGUUUUGGGCUCCAUGAUGGGGUCUUUGGUAUCUAAAAUGGA